Molecule: messenger RNA, 582 nt
Organism: Lasiodiplodia theobromae
Lineage: Eukaryota; Fungi; Ascomycota; Dothideomycetes; Botryosphaeriales; Botryosphaeriaceae
Exons: 2
Coding region: 1-582 (193 amino acids)
Source: RefSeq, a predicted model, not a curated record
AUGCAGUACAAGACGGUCACUUUCCUCGCCUUGGCCUCGUCGGCCAUGGCCUCGCCUCAGCUCCGCCAGAGGCAGGACAGCAGCGACUCCGUCGACGUGAACUCUAUCGUGUCCGUCCUCUACACCGCCCUGCCGACCUCGCUCCUCGAGAUUGCUAUCACCAACCAAGCGGCCGUUUCCUCGAUUAUCGCUUCUGAGGUCGCUGCGGGCACUCCCGAGCCCUGGAUCUCAGCGCUGCCCAGCGACGUCCAGAGCUAUCUUGCCGCGGCUGCGACUGCUGCUGCAAGCGUCACCGCUGCACCCUCCGCCACCGCCACCGCCAGCGGCAACGCCACUGCCUCUCUUUCCUCCGCUGUCUCGAGCGUCGUUGCUGGUAACUCGUCAUCCAACGCUACUGCCACUCGCUCUUCUUCCCGCUCUUCUUCGACCUCUGAGGCGACCACAACGUCGGGAAGCUCUGAGAGCUCUGCCAGCGGUAGCAGCGGUGCUUCUUCCUCUUCCACUGGUGGUGCUGCUCUUCCUACCGCUCUCGGCGCCGGCCUGGCUGGUGUCAUUGGUGUCGUUGGUAUGCUUGCUCUCUAA